Fragaria vesca subsp. vesca is the source of this 1473-nucleotide messenger RNA. RefSeq lists its product as uncharacterized. NCBI's taxonomy places the organism in Eukaryota, Viridiplantae, Streptophyta, Magnoliopsida, Rosales, Rosaceae. Bases 159 to 1364 code for a protein of 401 amino acids. The transcript has 8 exons. The record is from RefSeq and is a predicted model, not a curated record.
AAAGCAAGCCAAUGAGCGGUUUCCACUUUCGAGUACAAGUAUAAAGCAAGCCAAGCGGCUUUUUCAUUCUAGUCUUUUCAUUUCCGAAUUCCGAUUGUGCUUGCAAGUCUGGUGCUUUGCCUUCAAUUCUGUCUGCCUCUGGCAUAAGUGUUCUUGUAAUGGCGUAUAUACCACCGCACAAGCGAAACUCAAAUGAAGCCGAGAGGCCAGUGCUAACUCCAGACAAGCUUGCUCCUUUAUUUAUGAGAAAUGUAAAUGUAAGGUCAUCUAAGUCUAAUAAUAAAUGGGGUUCAAAGAUAAUCUAUGCAGACCAUGCUAUAUCGAAAUGGUGGGCAGUUGGUUUGAAUGAUGACACCCGGUUCCCCUCUUCUGUUAAUCUUAAACCCAUUUCCUCGGAAACCAUUGAGCACAGAAUUGGAGAAAAGCCUCUAGCGUUAAGGAAUUCUGAUCUUGAUGAUGGUAAUGAGGUACAAUUGGACUUGCCAAAGAGCCCAUGGGUAUAUAUUGCAAAGAAUGUGGUUGAAGACCUACUUGUGUCUUUUGAAAAUGUGAAGGAGGAAGUGAAGUCCCCAAAGUUAGAAGGUCUAAAGCCUGCAUUGGUUGCUCGAGUUGGAAAAAUUCUUUUCCAUAGGACCCCUUCAGUUACCCUGGAAUCUCUCGGAGAAAAUUUGACUACUGCAAUGUUGAAAAAUUGGAAGAAAACAUCAUUUUACGCAAAUGUUCCUGUUUCGUAUACAGAGAAGAUUGUAAAUGAAGUUGUCCCGAAUAUUGGAGCUGCUUUUGAAUCGGAGAAAGAUAUAUACCAAGUAAAGUUGGCUGAUUCAACAAAACCAGACUCAACUCUCUCCUGCAAAUGCAGUGUGAAAGAUGGAAAGCUACAACUGUACAAGGUUGAACUAAACCAAGUGCGUUUUAUGUUGAUGGACAUGUCCAUCCCUAAUAAGAAUCUGGACCUGAGACUGAUGUUAAACAUGAAGAGAGUUUUAACAAGUCAGACUGAUGAUGAGAUGCAAAGCAUUAGGGAUCUGGUUGAUUCUGCGAUUACAGAUCCAGAUGUGAAGGGUGGGUUGAGAUGGCCCCUGGAGAAGACAUCUUCUGGAAAGUACAAUGUCAUUGGGGUUUGGCAUGUAAGAGCUAAAGCAUAUAAAAAUCAGUCAUUAAGAUUCAAGGUCAGGCAUGCCGAUCGAUUUGAUUUCAUAACCUCAAGUGGGGAAGCAUCUUGGGAGACCAGUCUGAGGUUGAAAAAGGUUGUCUCAGAGUUAAAUGAAGAGAAGGUUGAUGUCAGCUCGGUUACUGAGAUGCUGGAGGAAGAUAUGAAGUUCAUCUGGGACAACUUCUUAACCUGUGAAAGUUUUCUCACAUGAAAGUAGAUGUCGUAAGUCUGUAAAUCUAUCUCUCUAUCGUUUCAAUUCGUCAUUGCAGAGUAUGAGGAUAAUUAAAAACAGAUUGCCACAGCUGGUUUACUGUUCAUGC